Molecule: messenger RNA, 348 nt
Organism: Acaulospora morrowiae
Lineage: Eukaryota; Fungi; Glomeromycota; Glomeromycetes; Diversisporales; Acaulosporaceae
Source: the annotation of a GenBank genome assembly
AUGUCAGAAAUGAAUCCUGAAGAAUAUGGCUCUAAUCUUGAACCCUUGAGUGCGAUACGAAUACGGGAGUUAGAGAACAUCGAAAAAUCAAUCGUUGAACUUGUAGAAACAGCAGGGAAAGCAAUUAUGUGCCUAGGAUCAAAUCGAUCACUUCCUUCAGAAGGUAGUGAGCCCUCGGGAUCAAAUAAUGCCGUAGAGAAGCUUACUAAAGCUCAGCAGGAAGAAGAAUUUAGGAUAUCGGCUCAAAAAUUUUUUGAUUUGGUAGAUAGUAUUCAAGAUAAUUUACGAAUUCAAUUUCGUAAUAUGCGAAAUAUGGGUAUCACUGCAGGUGACAUUCCUUUUUUUACG